Amoebophrya sp. A120 is the source of this 3579-nucleotide messenger RNA. NCBI's taxonomy places the organism in Eukaryota, Dinophyceae, Syndiniales, Amoebophryaceae. The record is from the annotation of a GenBank genome assembly.
GAAAGAUGAAGAUCUAGAGAAUUUGCCCGCCGACGUAACGCAGAAAAAAACAUCAUGCGCUCUGCUCACAAAAGCGCUGGGGAAGUGCUGCGGGAGCGCUUCCGCGUGCUCGGACUGGACACCUUUUCGAAAAAGCCCGCGAUGUCCUCGCGCUCGCAGGAAGAGAAGGGCGCCAGUUCCAGCAAGGAAUCUGAAGUGCCUCGCUCGCCGCAGGAUCUGCAAGAACACCGGUCACAACAAAUUACGGACGGAGACGAGCCAAACGCAGCACUCCCGCCCAGGCCCGCGGCCGGGCCAACUCCAGCAGAGUUGGACGACGCGAUCAAUUUUGUGAAGCAGAUUCGCGACAAAGGUUUCUACUUUCCGAAUAGUAUGAAAGCGCAAGAAAAUAAAGGCACGUCGACGCAUCAAGGAGGGAAAGUACCAGGAAAUAACACCAACGAAGAACCCUACGACCUUCACGAUCGGGCCCCGCAGCUGCCGCCUCCCCGCAGCCGUACCCGAAGUCAAGACACCGCCAGUUCGAGAUCACGGCUCGAGCAAGGAGGACCAGAGAGCCACGGGAAUUAUAAAGACCUGCGCAGUUGUUUCCAGCCGCACGAAAGGGGUCCAUAUUUCGUGCAUCCGGACGUCCGCGAUAAUCCGAACAAGCCCGUUAUUCCCUGGGCACCGCCGAGCAAGGGUGGCCAGCUCUUGAACAAUGGCGCGACCAGCUACAGCAGUCUUGUUGCAGGGGGGACGAGUUCAUCGCCCUCCGCGAACAAGCGGCUGCGCAGAGCAGAUCACAUGCAGCAUUCUUUCCCGCAACGGAACAUCAACCCGGCACAGCUACAGGAGCACUCCUCCGCGCCACAACUGCACUACAGUCGCAAGCAGGCAACUGCUGUGGGUUUCAACAACCAAACCCCGCUUCACAUCCCUCCGAACUCCACCCGGGCACGCGCCCGGCAACGCGCCGCGUCUGCGGUCUACCGCGGGAAAAACGUCGCGAGAAAUCCAAAACCGCUGUACUACUACACAGAGCAGGAUCCGAACUCUUUGUCCACCGACACCAUUCUCCCCUCGCAGCAGUACAACCCGCCCAACCCGGGGAACCGACCGGUAACGCUGGAUCAACACGAGGAGUUCGCUUCGAAUGUGCGCGACAAUCUGACGCAGCUGGAAACGCAGCUGACCGGGGAGGUGAUGAACGAAGUAGAGAAGCUGAAGGUCGGCAUAACCAACACGAACGUCGAGGCGGAGAAAAAUUUCGAAAAGUGCUUUGCCGCCUGCAAUAUCAAAUGCAAAAAUGUCUGGGUCUGGAAGAUUGCGAGAUUUGUCAUGCUUGUCUGGCAUGACCAAAAAGUUUGUGAUGCGUGUCCAAGAAGAGACCCUUUUGCCUGUCAUGCAAAAACGCAGUUUGUCAUGCGAAAAACGCAACACAAAGAAGCGCAGGCAUUUCUCAUGCUUGCCUAUGCAUUACAGAGCUUUCACUAUUCCCGACGCAGCAUUACAAGUUUCCAGACCCAGACAUUUUUGCAAUCCAUAUGCAACGCAGUGCAGGAGGUAUUGCAGCUCCAGGAGGACAACUGGCUCACGGAACUGGAAAGAGACAGGCGGAACGUGAGUGACAAAGUCCAAGGGAAGUUGCAGGAAAUCACGACCAGUGUGGCGGAAAAGAUGGGCAAUCUCGCCGACCGCGUUAUGGAGGUCCGGGAGGAUCUGGGUGUCUACAAGGAACAGUGCGAAGACCUGGUGCUGGGUAUGGGUUGUGAAAACUACAGCGGAAUUCUACAUCGCUUUUACGGCAAAAUUAUUGCUCCCGAUGUUGAGCUCUUCUCGUGGUGCUAUCAUGCUUGUCUGGACUCGUAUCAGCAGCAAGAUGCAGAAUAUACAACUUGAGCGAGAAUUUUUGACAAGUGUCUUGAUUAAGGGCAGCGGUGGAGCAGGUAGCUAGUUUUUACGAAGCAUAUCGGAGGAAAGGGAGAGGAGAAACGCAGACGUGAAGAAGCUGGAGGGCGAAGUUGCAAAAUGGAAGAAGGAUGCGGUACAUUGCUUUUCGUUUAUUGCACUGCAGCUUUCAUAGCACUACCAGCCAUCACAACGCAGUGGUGCCAUGCGUGUCUAUGCAACACAGACUUCAUCAUCUCCUACAAACAUAACGCCACCUACACCAGACUACUCGCGAGGCCGAAGUCCGGGAGCUGUGGGGCGUGUGCCGCACAUUGGAAAAGUCAAUUACCGAUUUGAAAACCGAGACGCAGCAGAACCUGGUGGAAUUUGCGACCAAACUGGAAGUGCAUUUGCUCACCAAGCAAGAGCAAAGUCAAGAAACGUUCUCAAAAAGCGUCUGGAAUUUGCUGCGAAAGUACUGAGCGCUUUGUUAUGUUUGGGCUAUUUAGUUAGUACUACGCAUGUUGACACUCUGACCUUCCCGAGAGUUGUGAGUCGUCAAAAUGUAAUCCUCAGGUACGAGAACAUGCUAGUUCAGCAGCAACACAAGAUGUUGGAUUUCAAGCGAUCCCGGCUCGCCGAGAUGGACCGGCGGUUUCUGCAGUUGGAGCGCGCUAUGUUCGAUCAGAGGUUUCAGCAGGAGCAUUUCCAAAACGAAACUCGGGAAAGUAACCAAAACUUUUCCAUCACGACGAACCGGAGCCCCCGUGCGGAUGGUGGAAAUACCAGUAUACUCUCGUCCGCGGCUAGAAGACAGAACGAGUCCUCGUCCCCCUACCUGGUUCCAGACAAGGACGCGGCUAUCCCGCCACCGUGGACGCGGACCUACGAUCGCAGCAUCGAUCUGAAUCGGACCAUUGGCAGCCGAAUAGGCACGAUGAACUCGAGUAGUCGAAUAUCAAAAUGAAAAAUCCCCCCUCCCCAUAUCAAAACGGAAAUUUGUGAAUGCUGAUUUGUGACCACAAAUCAGCUUUGUAUUGCAGAGAGGCACUGCGGCCAGAUCCCCAGGCUAGGUAGGGGCGUAUGGGUCUAGUAGUUCAGCAUGGCAAACGGCCCCCCUUUAGGCCCAACAGCAUGACAAACCGCUUCCAUAAUGGGGCGGAAGCUUCUGCCCUUGUCUUCUUGCAAGACAGACGUGAUUUGUGACCUCAAAUCCGCAACACAAAUUUUUGGAAACAUACCUUUUCAAUAUGGGGAGGGGGGAUUUUUCCUCUCAAUAUCGAAUCGCGUCCCCCCGCGGACGGUACGAGCAGCAAGGGUUGAGCAGGAGUGGCGGCAUAGGGGGUGCUGGAACAGUGACGUCUUCGCUGCGGACGAAUAUGAAUUCGACGGUCGGCAUAACGGAGAAGGGCUCGCGGUACGACGCCACUUCGUCGCUCUUCUAUCCAGAAGGAGAGUCGCGGCGAGGCUCGAGGGAAAGAAGUGCAAGGGAACUUGUAAGGUGAUGGGAAGCCGGGGGCGGGAACGCGGAUUCCUAUGUUCUGUACGGUCACGAUUGCCAUUCAAUCACUAUAACUUCUGCUACAAAGAUGCGUGGCCUGCUCGCUGUGUACGAUGAUUUAACGAAAAAGCAAAAAUGAAAGACCAACCGCAAGAUAGACGAGAAGAAUGAAUUUUGUUUCAAAUCAAGUUGCUUACAACGCUUAU